GGGAAAGAAGUUCCGGGUGUUGCUAUUUUGAAACUCGAAUCGCAUGGUCAGAAAGUUGACCCCGCUUGCAAAGGAUGAAGUUUUAUAUCUGAGCUCGAACGUUUUCUUCAGUUUUCUCUCUUCUGAAUCCUUAAAACCUUGAUCGCUUGUAAUCCUAAUCAAUCCCCACACCUACCUUGAACAUUUUCGGUUCGUCACAACUCUUGCGCCCGCCAAUCGCACGACUUAGCUAUUUUCAAGAGGGUGUGCGAUAACCCAGGCACUUAGCACUUACAACAAGAUACCCCGCAGCUGCGCCAAUCACCUGGGCAGGGAAGCAGCGCAUUGCCCGGGCGCCGACUGCGUGCUGAGCGUGAUCAAGGAAGCCUCGAAAGACGAUUACGUCGUUUCCGGUCCCAAGACAUCAUUCAACAAACACUUGACCAAGCCCGUCCCGUGCAACGGUUUCCAAGUUCGACGCAAUAAGUAUAAAGCAAUCAGACUGCCACACCACCUACAGUUCCACUCGGGAAUGGCAUCGAGUCACAACGACCCCAAGCUGCUCUACGCCAUCAACGGCGUAUCAGCCUACCACAUUGCCAAUGGCAAGGAGGAAUCGUUAACGCCCGCCGGGCCACAGACCCUCUCCUUGCUAAUGGUGCCAACAAGCUCGGCCUUCGCGGACCCGGCACUGGGCACUGAAAACGCAGAACAGGACUUUUACCUGCAUCUUCACCUGCCGCCCGAGCUCGAUCUUCCCCUUCCAGCGACGACGCAGAUCUACCACCAACCUCCCACGAGCUACCUGAUUCCUAGAUGGGAUCUCGGACCCGAUAGUGGUGCUUUUACAAGGAUCGAGUUCCCCUCGGUCGAAAGUAGGAAGGGUAUACAGGAGGACGUGGAUACCUUUGAGACCAUUCUUGCGCAAUGCACUGCGUUCCUGGAACGGGCACCGCCUCCAAGACUAAAUCAAGGGAGCAACAAGAGUAGUGGCGAGAAGGGCGGCACAGGGACAUCAACAGGAUCCAAGGGCGGAGUGGCGGAGGACUUGCCGCCAUACAACCCUGGUGACUAUGGGCCCGGUGAGGCAUACGCCCAGGGAAGCCGAAGCAACCCCACGCCAGGGCAAAUCGUGCUUGUGGAUGAGGACGACGGUAGCGUCAUUGGCGAGUUGGCUGAGGGAUACCAAGUUCACGAAGAUAGCGCGUUGAAGCCGGGAUCGAAAGACCCGGUUGAGAUUACACUUCCGACUACGCCUAACGGAAAGAUCAACGUUGCUCCCGCCUCGCCCGAAUUGUUCGACGCCGAACUUCACCCUGCAUACAAGAAAUCAUUCCUUGUUUCGAACGCCUCGGCCGCCUCGCGCUUCAUUAUCACCGGCUCCGACAUGCUUGCCAAGCUUCUGCAGAACCAAGCCGACAACUACACGAAGAGGGCGCAACCGGCCGCUGAGCCCAUGAAGUUCAAGCCAGCCACCCGCGAACACAUUCGCCGUAUCAGCCACUUUACCGGAAACGCAGCUGUCUUGUCUGCCAAAACCGUAGGACAGAUUGGCAAGUUUGCACAGAACUUUGGCGCCACCCUUGGCGGUCGCGGGCCUAGAAAGACGGGAACCAAGGGUUUUGAUCCGGAUGGGCAGCCCUUGGAUAACUACAAACCGGGACUGCUGAACAAGAGCUUCAUGGCGUUCUCGACGGUCAUGGAUGGCGUGGAGCAGGCAGGUCGGCACUUGCUUGCGUCCACGUCGGAGGCUGCGACCACGGUGGUUGCGCACAAGUGGGGUCCCGAAGCGGGCGAGAUAUCUAGGAGUCUUGGUGGCGGAGUGAAAAACGUCGGUCUGGUGUAUAUUGAUGUCACGGGUGUUUCGAGGCGCGCGAUUCUCAAGAGUGUCGCAAAGGGCAUGGUGGUGGGUCGCACGGCAGACGGAGGAGUAGUGACGGUUGGAGGCGGUGAUGGAGGCGUACUGAGUCCGGGAGAAGGAGGAAUGAACAGUGAUCCGAUGAACAGGGCAGGAAGGACCUCGCCGGGAAGCAUUAGGGGUGGGAAGCAACCGGCUGGUAUGAACGGGAGGUCGGAGACAUGGGGUUGAUUCCUGUUGGUGAGGCAGGCACAACUGCACUGCGGAUGAUGUUCGAUUAUGUUUCUCCUUCAAAUACCCACUAUACCUGUUUUUCAUUUCAAGGAUGUUGAAUGACUGCAACAACCAAAUUCAGUUGCGUGUUGCAGUGCACGCUUUCUGGGUAGUCUGUACACUAUACAUAGGGGGGAGGGAAUUUGCUGUAUGAUAACUUCUUAUCUGCCACUCUUUUUCUUAUCUAACCCUCAAGGUUCCCAUGA
This is a messenger RNA of Neurospora crassa OR74A, 2316 nucleotides long. RefSeq lists its product as hypothetical. Bases 512 to 2068 code for a protein of 518 amino acids. Lineage: Eukaryota; Fungi; Ascomycota; Sordariomycetes; Sordariales; Sordariaceae. The record is from RefSeq and is a predicted model, not a curated record. Gene Ontology annotation, cellular component: plasma membrane. The transcript has 3 exons. Gene Ontology annotation, biological process: cell division.